GUCCCAACCUAUUCAAACGCGAAAGCGCGCAUAUUUAAUGAACCUACCCCAUAAUCCAGUUCUCAGCAAGGGCAAAAUACGGAAUUUCAAUUUGAACAAGUUUUUGUUAUGUUAAAUUGUUACAUUUCACAACUUGUGGAGGAAACAAGACAACUCUGCCGACGCUCGGUAAGGAAUAGCUCUUGAAUUUUCCAAGCUUAUUUGCGCUUGUUUUACAUGUACCGUUUACAGCAAUAUUGAGUCGUAAUAUUACUUCUUUUAUGCGUUUCAGCCUGCGUUUCCUGAAGAGGAAUCACUACAAUUAGUCAUGGAAGGCUAAAUGGCGACGAAUCGAGAAAUACGUUAACUAAAAGCAGCGGUAUUACAGUUCAAUUUGGAGUUUGUGCCGUUACAAGAGACUGGUAGGGAUUUGUAUGAUUGAUACUGAGAAGGACAAAACGGACGUGUGGAAAGCAGAAUUGGGCAAUGAAAAGAUCGCACAGCUAUUAAAUUCGUGGCAUACUCUGACGCCAACCCGGUGAGUUGUUACACUUGAAUAUCUCACAUAAUGUAUCAAAAUUUUCUGCCUGAAAACAACCUUGAAAUAGAACUUUAAAACAACUGAAACAGAAUGUGAAUCAAUUGAAAAAGAGUCUGAAUCAAAUGCAAUUAAGCUGUCGUGCGCGCAGAUUGGAGAAACGCAGACUCCAUAUAUUAUUGUCACGAAAUUUUCUUUCGAGCUCGUUAUGAUCAGUAUAGCAUUCGUAUCACUUAUAUAUGUUUGGAAAGUGUACUUUGUGUACUGCUCUAAUGCAUCAACUUUCCAAACUGUUUGUCUCUUACAAAGAAAUCGGCAGCAGAAAAUAAACACUUCUAAAUUUAAAAUCCAAAUAGUUAUAAAUACACAUGACAUGUUCAUAUAUUAUUGUUAACAAAUAUAGUUGGUCAAAUAUAAGUGAAAUAUAUUCACUAACAACGUACAGUUAAGAUUAAAAACUCCAGCAUGAUGAAAAUAUUUCAAGACAUGUUGCUUUUCCCUAACUUAUUCUCGGUGGCUGAUGUCAUUUUAAUCACUUUCUAUAUUUUUUAUUAAAUGGUAGUUAAUACUAAAAUUAUCGAUUCUGAUUAGUAAACUAUACUAUUAGUUCCCCAUAUACUUUCUUAUAAGACCCUCUCAUUAUCGUCCACGUUUGGGAAAAAUGAGAGCUCUUCAUGAGAUUCGCCUAUUUUUUGUCUGGGAAAAUGGGUUUUGGACUGCUGGGGAAGGAAUUUCACCAGUAAUUUUGCUGUUGGGAGUGGGAUUUAUUUCAUGUUCAUUGAAUUUCUCCGGCACUCAUUGACAUUGGUGAACGGAUUUCCCAACAGGCUAUAUUGCCCAAUUGAUAGGGGAUCCGAGGUACCUACGAAUUUAACGUCCUUAAUUAUCCGACGCGAAGGACUAACCAUUUACUGAUCUCAAUGUAAAGGUAGCUUUUUCUACUCAAUUAUUCGAACGCUGGUAUUCUAAAAGCUCACUCACAUUCAAUGAGUGGAAGUUCAAUCUGAGCUUCUUUCGAGUGUCAAUGCUGUUUUUGAAUAGCUGGAUGGCUAUGGUGUCAUACCUUACUAUAUGUGACUACUCACCCUCCAGCUAUUCACAAAACAGCAUUGACACUCAAGAGAAGCUCAGAAUGAACCUCCACUCAUUGAGUGUGAGCGAGCUUUUAGAAUACAAGUGUAGUCGUAGAGGUCCAACCAAGGAUCUCCCACUGCUUGAAAGGCAAGCGCGGUCACCACAACACCGGCACAAGAGCUGGUUAACAGAACCCUCUUCAGUUAAUUGCUGUAUUUAACAACUAGGCUUUUACUGUAAUUCUCCUUUUAUGAAACUAGAAACUAGUGGUGAAAAUCACUAAUACAUGAUAAAUUAUAGGGGGUAAAAGUGACUUGCAUGUCACGAGAUAUUAGAGUAAUUUUAAUCUGAAAAUAGAUUUCUGUUUCAAAACCAGUCUCAGCCCUUUUUACAUUGUAAGUAUUGAUUAUUGUUUAGGCUAUGUCCUAAUAUUUGGUUAACGUUUACUUUGAAAGUUUGCGGUCUCCAUAUCACGAGUCAUAAUUACUCAGUUAAUUAGUUUUACAUAAUAUAUAUCGAAUAUCGCUGCAGGAAAGUAAUUUAAUCUCAUAUAGGCUCUGCAGGAAAUUAAAUAAUUUCUGAAGGCAACAUGUGGAUAAGCGUUUUAAUUUAACCAAAAACAUGCCCAUACGUGUUUUUUGGAUAUCAGUUUCUUUAGUAUUUACCAAAAGAACCAUUAAACAAAAGUAACUUUAGUUAAACUAAAUAGCUUGAUGAUAUAUCUUUAUAUAGUUGCGUAUUGUAUGUGAAGGUUAUGAACGCUAUAUAUUAAAGUAGGUCCCCUACUUAUCAAAAUAUUCAGUUCUCAAUUAUUUUACCAUCUUUGAAAGUGGGCCUCAGAUUAUGACCAUAGUUAAUAUUUGUUUAAUGUUUAUUCAUAUCUCAUGUCCAUGAACACUUUUUUUAAAUAAAGCUAUGAUACGAUGUCACUAAUUUUGCUUGAGAUCACGAGAAGUCAGCAAUAUUAGUCACCUGAUUUUACAAAACUGAUGAGUUGAAAGCUGGCAUGCAAAGAGAUGCCGUUGCUGCACUAAGAUUUUCAUCAGUGACAAAACAAUAAUCUUCAAUUCUUUCUUUUCUUACGCAAAUGUAUACGCAAUAUCUAGUGCUCAAAGUACUCGAAUACACCGCCAAUACUCAAACUAGAAGCUUUUUAAGCUCGCGUGGAAGCACUUUGAAUGGCUCUAUCGGUUGGCUUAUAUUGCCCUUAGACAGUACAGUAAUAAACGUAGAGGCUCGCGUCUACACUUGCAAUUUUAUUGCGAUUUUUAGGUUUUGCUCUUCUGACGGAUGUGAGCGAAUAGAUGAGUUAUGGAUGGUCUGAGUAUACAUGAUCACUCAUCUGAACAUUCAGAACUCAUUCACUCGUUCACAUCCAUCAGAAGAAGGAAAUCAAACCUUAAAUUGCAAGUGUAAAUGGAUCUUGAUAUUCUUGUUGUAUAUGGAUGAGAAUUAUAAAUAAUGACAUAACGUAUAAUGCUUUCAUAACCUAGCCUGCGUGCAGUCUCAUGACAUCGUGCAAACGACGUGACGAUGUCAUGUGACACAUAGGCUAUCAUAGAUCUUCGACCUACUUUGCCAAAUGGAGGCUGUCUAUUCAAUUGUUGUUCCCCCAGCAUCCGCGGCAAAGUUUACGUUUGUGUUGCAUCACAUUAUCACGCCGCAAAACAAGAAAUCCUGUUAUGACUAUUAUACUCAUACUCGGAAGUAUACGAAGUGCGUAGGUCGUUUAAAAGGUUACCGUAACCUUUUAAACAACCUACGCCGGCAAACACAAUAAAUAUUCUUAAAAGUUAAAGCCGACAGAUCACAGACAGUCUGCAACCACACAUAUACUCAAGGUGUGUCAGAGUUACUAAGAAAAACAAAUCCACGUUUCAGUGCAGGAAUUAAGAAAUCUUCAUAGGGGAAGACCAACACCAACACAACAAUUCAUAGGGGAAGUUUGAAUGCAUACGUAAUGGUUUAGAAAUAGAAUUGAAACACUGUAUAGGAUUGUACCAUCAACGAUGAUGUUUUAGUUAAUAAGUAACUGUGUGUUUGCUACUCAUCCAACCUCACAAGCCAGCGGAAGUAGAGUGCCUGGAAAGCUGAGCCGAAUUAGGAAGGCGUCAGCUCAACCUGGCACGAGUUGAGGGCGUCUUUGACUGUCACCUUAUGGCAACGGUUUUCAACUGGUUUUCUCAUGUGUCCCCGAUUUCACAUGAUUGAAUUACCACUCCCCUGAACAGAAAUUGCCCACUGAAGUCUAUCAAAAACACGAAUUUCGAAAUAGUUAGUAAAAUAGUAAAUGAUUUAAAUUUUAAAUAAUAGAUAGAAAGUCAAGCAAACAUGUUUAUAGUACAAACUAUUGUAUUCAGCUAUUGUAUCCAACUAUUGUUUUCUCAGUCCUAGACCAGUUUGUGUCCCCUAGGAAUUUGCCAAAUGUCCCCUCUCGGGGACAUGUCCCCCAAGUUGAAAACCCAUGCCUUAUGCCAUGCCUGAUCAAGGAACACAUACAGCUACGGCUGAAGGGUUACUAGGGGAUUUAUUCCACCCAUGCAACAACAGCUGUCCACAUUCGCUGUAGGAGGGUACUGGGAGAAAUCCACAACCUUCGGUAGAGUCCACGAUCUCAAAGGGUGCUCGUAAAUUGGAUUUGAAAUUGCGUUCUCCCAAGAAGCCUCGACUCGCUGAAUAUGCAAUUGGCUCAAUUGUAGAUUUGUUUCAUUCUCUUAUACUGAAUAAAAAUCAGUCUUGAAAAAUUUUACCUUCUCAGACAAAUUGAGAGUAGGGAAAUUUCACUCUUUUGAAUUAAGACAGAAGCUUCUAUGUCAUUGUUGCUUUACGCCUGAGGGCAAAGGAGCCGUCAUCCUUUCUUCUUCUUGGCAUAAAUACGGAAUCGGUAAUCUUUUAAAGUCUAUACAGUAUAGCGCUCUAAAAGCCCAUUGUGCAUUGUGUUGAAUGAGGAAGUCGGGCUGAUGUUGCCGCGAUUCAUUCAAUCUACAUUGUUGAAUGUCGUCCAAUUAUCGUGAUUACCAUGAUAAUUUCUUUAGAAAGUGUAUUGUGGUUAAUGGUUGUGUUUUUUUUUCUCCUAAAGUUGAAGUGCUUCAAAAAUGAGGAAGUACAUGCUGCUCUAUUUUUCUUUAAAGCUAAAUGUCAAAGCAUCACAUACAUACAUGAUUCCUCUUGGAUGAAACAGCCUGUUGUGGAAAUCUUUUGAGGUAAAAUGACUAUUUCUGCUCUAUCUAUAUGAUAUCGAGCACUCUUUGGCAUUUCGUGAUUACAUACAUAUAUACAUAUAUAAUUUAAUAGUUAUCCGAAAUGGUUUUCAUAACUUAUUUGCAAUUGUGAAGAAAUAAACUACAAAAUUCAUACGAUCAAAAAUCGAUCCGAAAGCCUGGAAUUACAGUGUAUUCACCGCCAUAGAAAUAUUCAAAUAACUUAUAUUUCAAAAGAUUCCAUAUUAAUUAUUGUCUAUAUAUAUACAUUAUCAUAAUUUGUUUCUGGGGUGUUUUCUUAAGCGCUUUAAAAGCCUAGUAUGUGCACAUCGGCCAUUAUGUGUUGAAGGGCGUCAGGUAUAUGCAUUUCGCUAUUUUUCCUUCCAGCUAUCGUAUCUUCUUCAUUUGGUGCAAAUAAUUGUUGACACAUUGUUGUGAGAAGAGUAUAUAAUAUAGGUUUAAUUAUAGGUUCUAUUUUGUUGUUUUCUCUUUAAGCCAUAAACUAUAAACUCGAAGGUACAUGAAAAAGAAUUCAUGAAUAAUGAUAACAGUUUCGUGUAAAUCUUAACCAAAUGGGUUUCUCCCAAAAAUAUUGUGCUUAUAUAAUAAUCAUAUUUUGGACAUCUCGCCAAUACGGGUGGGUGGGUGCGGAUCUACCGUGGUCUCGGGGUGCGGAUCUACCGUGGAUCUACGGGUGGGUGGGUGCGGAUCUACCGUGGAUCAAUUCGGAAACCUCUCUAGUAAGACAUCUCUCUAAUACUGACACCUGUCUAAUACGCGCGGAUAUUAGGAUAUACCACUUUAAUACAGACACCUCUCUAACAUUAACCCUCUCUAAUAUUAACCCUCUUUCCGGCUCCCACCCCCUGUUACAUACAUCGUCAUGGUAAUUUGUUUUUAAUUAAGCAUUGGGUUUGGCCGCAAAACAUAUCACGUUUAUAGGUCAUGUGCGGAACUCGCUCUUAAGAGACAAAACAUUAUAGUAAUCUUUCAUUCUGAACUACAAACUUGACAAAAACACUACAGUCACGAGCCAAGUGAAGUGUGAAAAAAAAUUGGAUUAUACAUAGUUGACUUUCUUCGAAAGCCACAUUUAUCGAGGCUUGGCAUACGCCAGUCAGCAUAUACCACGCGUGAAACGUAAUCCGCAGAGCAUUUGGUGAAAUAGGGAAACAAAUACCAGAAUACUAUAUAUACACGAAAUUGUGUUCCUAUCACGAAUCACUUUCUGAUAACUGGCCAAGUUGGCACAUUGAAAAUUCGUGGAAAACUUGAAACGUACAAAAUGGGUAAGAGAACUUAUAUCUACAUGCUUACUUUAAAUUACUUUAACGUAUGAAUAUAUAGGGUAAAAUAUGGAUUUAAAUUAAUCUUUUGUGCUCUCCUGUGAUCCUAUGUAUCCAUACACCCGAUAGCUCAACUUUAUGUUGACGAUAAUUUUGCCAUGAUUGUGAAGUUUAUGAAGAAUAAAAAGUAUUCCAAACAUUUGUUACAUUAUUAUUUAUUUGAGAGUGUUAGACGUUCAUUUUAUUGUGAAUAUAGCCUUAAAUGGUGUCACGUACCAAUUAGUUUAUCAAAAUCUAAAUACUUUAGACACUUGAAUAAAGUUUAAUAUUAUUAUUAUUAUUAUUAUUAUUAUUAUUAUUAUUAUUAUUAUGAAUAUCUGAUAGUAUGUGGUUGAAAACUGUACCAUAUCAGGUCUAGUGUGGGUAGUAUUAUAGAAUAAGUUGCCAUGGUGUGUUUCUUGAACUCUUUCACGGCUCGAUGAAAGGUCCAUCUCGGAGCAACUAUUGUUGAAAGACAAACCAGUAAGCCACUAUAUUGGUUAGUUAACAUGAAGUAUACAGUCUUACAGAGACCGCGUGACGUUAACACAGUGCGUUAGCUUUCCGAACACUCCCGAACACCCCCUGAAUAUUUUCAAUAUUCGUCAUUUAAAGAUUUCACAAUUUACAUCAUUAUGUAAAUUGUGAAAUCUUUAAAUGCAUGACGUCAGAAAAUAAACACACUGACAUUGCAGUUGAACUAAGGAGUCUCUUCUAACGCUAUAAAUGCAGAAAAGCCUAGAAAUUCGAGAUUUUUCAGUUAAGUACAAAUUAAACGCCAAAAAUAAGCUCAUUUUAGACUCACAUCCCUUGUUGCCGAGGAUUGAACAUAAAUCUGCCAUAUAAACGAGAUCAAAGGUCAACGAUGAAUUUGCUUAAUUAAAUUGAAGUGUAAACUUUGGUUUUAACUUCUAACCAGUGUAUUAAACAAGCAUAGCUCAUAGGCGAGAAAAUAACGCUUGACUUCCCGUCUCCCCCCUGAAGCUAACAAAGACAAAACAGAAACAUUUUCUUAAAAGUUCGUUUUGUUUUGUCCCAAUUUACCGUAUAUGUUAAGCCUUUGUUAACCUGUAUAUAUGGUUCACUAUUUCACGGAUUCGAGUAUAAGGCCUGAAAUGCGGUUAUAAACCGUGGCUAUAUAUAACUUAUAAGGUAUGCCAAAAACCGUGGCAUACUUUAUUGCCACAUUAUAGGCCCAUGAAACUACAGCACCCUAUAGCUUAUACCCGAAACGCGGCUCUCUAUAUAACAUCACGAAAACGUCAACAAUCUGGGCUUUGGAAAGACAUGCAAAAAGAGUUUUGAAAUGUCUGAUUUUUGUUUCACUUUAGCUUAUGCUUAGAGGUCUGGGAUUGGAUGUCGAUAUUGUAUAGCAAAACUUUCAAUAAAAUCUGUAAUCAGUACUAUAGUAAAUCUGGACUUCGCCAUCUUACACCAAACAUUAGGUCAAAUGAAAACGACUAUCUUCUACGGAACAAUGAAUGUCACACAUUACCAAAAUGUAGAAGCGAAUGUUUUAAACGUAGUUUUAUUCCUUCCUAUAUAUAAGUAUAUGUACAUAUUGAAUUGUAUAUAUUUGUAUAUCACUUUUUAUAUUGACCUAAUUUUGUAAUAUAGUUCAUAGUCAUAGACCUAUAUGUAUAAUGUAAAAAUAUCACAAUUUUAAUAAAACACCAAUAAUAAAAGUUAUACGUCGUGCGCUCUAAAGCGAAGCCGCCCAUGCAAGCACGCUUUAGUAUUCUUAUGGAGUUAUGCAUUCCUGCAUGCAUUUGUGAAUUGUGGGCUUCUAUAUACAAGCAUAUAAUUUUGGCGAAAAAUGUCUUCCUAUAGUCAUGUAAUAGUCAUGUACAAGUAUAUACGACUCAGCAUUAAUCUGACUAAACAAUAUCAAGGGAGUUUACAUUCCACUUUAUGAGCAUCACGUGUAUAUGAGCAUCACGUAGGAUCACGAGCAUCACGUAGGCCUAUGUCAAAAAUUAGUUAGCCAAAACUAUGCCAAGACUCAACAUUAUAGUAUAAGUAAACAAUAAUAUACAGGUUGUUUACAUUCCUUUCGUGGGCAACAGCAUACAUGCAGGUCAUUCAUAGAAUUUUAAAAAUUCCCUUAGUCAACCUCAACAAGUGACCAUCACUCAUCAGGGCUAAUUACUACGACCACGUCCGACAAUUUUCCGAAGAUGACGUGUGUCGGGGGAAAAUAGCAAAAAUAACUCACCAUCACCAAAAACGUUAUCAUAUAUUAAAAUAAAAAUUUGAAUAUAGAUAUACAGUUUUCACAAAAUUUCAACUACAUUUCAACUUUAAAUAUGUUAGAACUAUCUAAGUUUAUUAAUAAAAAUCUCUCUGGCGUCAGAAAUUGGCCAGCCGCCUUCAAGAUAAAGAAGAUAAACAUUAUACCUAUCAUUAGAUGUGGAGAAAAUAUUUGAAAAACUUUAAUUACUAUUUGAAUGCACUCAAAUGUAUUUCUAUAAGCUAUUUUUAAACUUUUUCAACCAUAAUUUCCACAGCCGAUAACAGUCAUUGUCAGGCUUCAGUUUUUUUCGGCAUUAUUGACCAGGUUUUUUGUAUAGACAUGAAGGAAUUUUUAUGUUUCCUGAGUUUUAGAUGGUCACUCAAUGUUAUUCUCUCGUUCAUUCAAACGCUUCUGCAAACGCAGGGCCUAGUGUAGGUGUACUCUACAAGAAGUUACCGUAAUAAGUUUAAAAGAUUUUAGUGUUUUGAGUUCUCUUGGUCAGAAAUGGCGUAAAAGAAAUGAAAUAAUUUUUCGCCUCUUUUUGAAUGUAUGCCAGCGCUACCAAAUUCCGUUUCCCCCAAAUUAUUUUUAAUUAUGCCGAACAGACAAACAUUGAGCAUUGUCCUUGCCAUUGAAUAAAUCAUUAAUACUUAAGCCCUAUCGGUAUGUCUACCUCGAAACACAAUCGUUUUCAGGUAGUUCAGACACAAACCACAACAGCUUAUUGUAGAAUACCGGCUACCUACACUGGACCACCAUCUUUGAGAUAUCUUUUCAGGUAGUUCAGAAACAAACCACGCCAACUUAUUGUAGAAUACUACCUACAUUGAACCACCAUGUUUGCGAAUUGAGAUAUCUUUUCAGGUAGUUCAGACAUAAACCACGGCAACUUAUUAUAGAAUACUACCUAUAUACACUGGACCCGACCACCUUUGAGAUAUUUCAAAGAUAUACCUUGAAACAUUAUUAGCAUUUACAGCUCUUUUACAAAGCCUAUAAUAGCCACAUAAUUACAGCACUUGCAAUGGGCUAACUGUAAGAAUCCACUUAAACUUUGUCUUUGAGAAAGUCUUCUAAUUUCUAGAACGAGCCAGGGUUGUCGCGUAAUUCAGUAGUCACUGGAUCGCCAUGUUUUAGAUAAUCUCUUUCAACGACGCUGAUAUUUAUCCGUAAUUUAAAGGUCUUUUACAAAGCCUAUAAAGCCAACUUAGCACUCAGGACGAGUUAUAAGAAGACAGUUAAUCAAUGAAUGAAGAAUACUACCUACACUGGAUCGCCUGGAAGUUCGAGAUUUAUUUAUUUUUACCAUCCUGAGAGUAAGGUUUCCGCUAUAAAAUGCUUACUUUAACUUAAAGGUCUUUCACAAAUCCCAAAAGCUCACGCCUGCACGCUAUAGCACUUGGCUGUAAGAAUUCACUAUGAAUAUUCAACGAAUCUUCCGGCAACAUAGCCUGUAAUUAUUCCGCCCGCAACUUACGUAAAAAUACCAUCAUUAAAAAGUGGGCAUUUCCUUCCGCUUCUGAGGUCAAUGUCAAAUGCUUGAUGUCAGUAUAAUAUCGUGAACAUCUCAACAAUGCGUGAGUAUACAAAGAUGUAAGGCAACUAAGAUACAAACUGAAGAAGAACGAACUUAUUUGUGGAGUUUAAUGGUAUAAACAGUGUGAAAUUUUGGUAUACUGAAUUUCUGAAAUAAUUUUAAAUGGCAAAGGAAGCGGGUAUGUAGGUUAUUAAUAAGUUAAUAUCUGAUAAUGUAGAAUAUUUAGACCAAUGUAUAUGGACACUGGAUUCCUACGAAUCAGAAUCGCGAUAAUUCGCUUGGGUUUAUCUUCGUUCACUCUUCACUGUUUUUAUUAAACUUAUUGCAUGGACCAUGGUACAAAAUUUCUAUUCUAGACUUAUUAAUAAGUAAUCUCGAACAGCCGAUGGCAGUGUUGGUAGAGAGACAAUAUAAAGACAACUGUGCUUGUGGAUUGAGAAAGAUAUAUACAACCACCUCAACUACCUGAAAUAUAUAACCAAAGCUUCGACGUUCGAGCGAAGGCCCUUCUUCGUCGUUAAAGCCUCGCUCGAAACGUACAUCAGUUCUGCUUAUAUUUUUCAAUUUGUUGUAUAUCCUUCAAAAACCACAGCUUUAUUAUAACUCCUAGACCUAGUUAAUAAGUUAAUAUCUAAUAGAAGAGGCUUUAACUACCAAUGUAUAUGAACUCGAAAUUCCUCAGUCUGACCAAAGCGAAUUACGAUAAUUUGACAUUUGCUAGGACUGUUCAGCUAGAGCUUUUGAGAAAUGGUUAUACUUCAUAUAAAUUUAAAGUUAUUCCGAAUAUAGUGUGCAUUAUAUACCGACAAUUUUUAUUUAACCCGCGUAUAUUUUGAAUGUAUAUUGGAUUAACCUUUAGGCUUUUGCAGUAAACUUUAUGCAGUUCAUUUUGAUUUUAAAUAUUUGCUGAGUAAAUGAGGAUUAUAUAUUUCAUUAUUUGAUAAAAAGAAUGGGAACUCCCACAUACUGUGACGCGGGUAGAUGUCAAUGUUUUAAUGUUUUGCUUGAAUACAAAGCAGAUCGGAGGCGUGCGUAUAGAAAUAUGGCUACAAUUCACAAUCAACACAAUGUCAUAUACAAUAUCAUUUAUAUUGAAUUCAAUUACAAGAAAUGUUGGUUACUUUAGAUUUGAUUAAAUUAUCUAUACCAAAAGUCAAAUAUAAGAAACUGUGGUUUCAUUUUCACACGCUUUAUGGUAGCUAGCUAGACUGCAUGGUUCUGAUCAAAUAUAGACUAUCGUGAGUCAUCAUAAGACAUAUAAAAAGAGAGCAGUAUCAUUAUGAUACGUUUAAUAUUUAAGCGGACGAAAUAUAUUCUAGCGACUUAUAAGUCUUAAGCUUAAGCCUUAACUUAAACUGUUUUUGAACUGGUAUGAUGUUUAGCUCUAUAUACUGAUUUCAAUAAAUCGUCAGGGCGGCUACAGUAUUUUGGUAUAUAGUUCACAAAAAAUACCAUAUUUUCGUGUACUUGAACUUGUAAUACGUAUUUCGGUACAGUAUCAAUACCGUAUUUCAGUAUAGGCCUGAUGUUAGAGUGUUUCAAUUUUAUUUCACAACCUGCAUCAUUACACAGCCAGGCAUAUCCGUAUUUCGGCAAACUUGAAAGAAAAUACCAUGCAUACUUGGUUGAACUUGAACUGUAUUUCGGUACAUCAUACACCUUACAUUGGCAUCACCAUAUAGAAUAUAUACAUUAGGGUUAGAGCUGGACAACUUGGCCUCUGUAGCUCAGUUGGUUAGAGCGCUGCACCAGAAUCGCAGGGUCACAGACCGAUUCCUUGGCCAGAGGACCUAUAGUUGAAUUUUUCACAACUGCCCUGGUUAGGUCUAAUAAAUAUAUAAAAUUCACACUCGGAAUUUAUACCUACAAGUCCCUUCAAUUCGUACGGUGUUUAAAAUGAAAUAUGAAAUGCAGGAGUUCGUGCAAAGUUGCACAACUUAAAAAUAUGCGAGAAACCCCUUACUAACCUUCGCAAUUAAGAUACUUAAGAUUACAGAAUCAAACUGAAACAGAUUCUGUGAUGCAAUUAGUUUUUCUCUAAUAUAAGAACUUCAACGUUUCCAGAUAAGGCGAUUUCGUAACUUCCAGACACGUGCCUUUGUUCAUUACGUCCUUGUUAUCUUUUUCACGUUGAGUUUAAUACUGUUUAUAAUUCCUCAAAUGUAUUGUUCAUCGCAAGAUUUUGGCAAUCAUUCGCAAUAGCUUCAGACAUUUUGCAUACCGAUGUAAUUGCCCAUUCAGUCUACAAACGAGAAGGCUUUGCUCACGACAAGAUUAGACAAGUUUCCUAGCCAAUUAAUAAAAGGGUCUUGUUUAAUGAAACUCGAAUAUUUUUGCCACCAAUUGAACAAGGAAAUGUACUCCGUUGUUUUAAACGGUUGUCAAGGAAGACUUGUUGCUAGGGACUGUUCAUUAUUUAUACCCUCGGUUGGUACCGAAGAGAAGCGAAAAACAGUGUAAAUGUUUUAUUUACCCAACCUCAAUAUUGGUCAAAAUAAUGUUUACCCAACCCAAUAUGUGUUAUUGUACUUCAUAAUAAUUAAACACACACGCCUGAUUAUGGUGACAGAAAUCAAGUUGCCUAUAUUAGACAAUUUAAAAUUUAAAAUUCUAAAAGCACACUCAAACUCACUGAGUGUGCCAAAGCAAUCCCGUUCCUGCUGAUCAAUGAUAGAGUCCUUCCUCGAUCACUGACGGUCUAUUUUGGUACAGAAUGUAUUGUACACAUUUUUCUUCAUAUUUUCCAAUGCAUGGUAAUUUUGGUUUUAUUUUAUAGCUGACAGACAGCCAUAAUUUUUUCUACCCAACCCAUGAGCUAGUCAAAAACUUGAUUACCCAACCCAUAUCUCUUCGGUACCAAACCCCGGGUAUAAAUAAUGAACGGUCCCUUAAACACAAGAGCGAGUCAGAAUUCACCAAGGAAUUAAAUAUAUAAAACUUGGCAAUGACUUGGAUGAGGGUUACAUAUAUACUCAGAAUACUCUUAACGCAUCUGACUCGUUCACAUCCACCAGAAGAAGGAUAUCGCAGUAAAAUUUGCAAGAGUGCAUGUAAACGGGCUUUAAGAUUUUUGAUUGAGUUUCACGGAAGCCACUUAAUAAAAAAAAUAUAUAUAUAUUUGUCGACAUCUCGAGGCGAAACGGCCCUUCGUUACUACCUCUCCAGGGGAAGACCGUUUCUUCGAAACAUCCAGAUGUAUAUUUUUUCCUGUUCAGAUAUACUGGCUGUUGUAAAACCUUGCAAUUAUAGUCUUAAACACGAGGUCUUACAUACGUAACUAAAUAUAUAAUUGUGAGAGUGGGCAGGACUGUUAUCGUCUUAAAAUGUAGGAAGUGAAUGAACAAUAUGAACGACUAAAAAUCGCCCUCCUUUAAAAUUAAAGUCUCGCUUAAGUCUGAUCCGAAAGAUUACUAUAUUUAUCAGUGUCAAAAUUACUUUUCAAUCUAAAAAGUCAAUCGGUCAACAGAAAAAUUCAAGUAAUUGUUCAACGAAUUGUCCAAUUCUUUAAACUAUAAACGAAUAUAGCGUUCAGUUAGCUCGUUCCAACAUUUCGCCAAUAUACUGUCUAUGAAACAAGUCCAAUGUCGGUGGAAACAUUCAAAAUUUAACUCCAAAAUAGUUUAGCAAGGCCCGGGCCACUAAACAUGGCAAAAAAAACUAUCACCGAUGUUUACACAGAGCCUAUUAUACGCGUUACAUGUUACGGAACUGGCGAAACCUUCCAGGUAUAUAAUAUGAAACCAAUAUCAAGCAAUUAUUUUCUCACGCUAUAUAAGGGGUUCUUGUUUUCUUCCGUGAGGGGCAAUGAUUACUUCUUUACCAUAAAUGCAGUAUUUUUCACACACAGGACAUUUCACAUAGUCAUUGGAACGCAUUGCAUUGUCAUUGAAUACUAUAUGUUAAGUAUCUGUGACAUUUCUACUAAAUAUGCACAGAUUGGACUACGAGAAUACAUGCCUAAAUAACUAACGAAGUUUGAAUUCCUGUGGAUUAUUAAAACCACAAUAGGAAUAGGUCGACAAUAUUCCAGACAGUUUGUUAGAGACACUAACAAACAUUGACCAGCUACUUGGAAACAAUAUUAGGUGUACGACAUUUUGGGAGAAAAAUACAGCCAUAGGCAUAGACGAGGAUCAUAUAAUCGAUCGUUUAAUCGGCACUAUAAACCAGUUGUUCUGUAAUCGAGUGUGGAAAAUCCUACUGCAGGAAGAUUAACGGAAUAGCCAUGAUAUGCAAUCAGUUCUAUAAUCUAUCGAUAGUGUCUCAUGUAUAAGAUACAUAUCUGAUGUUAUAACAUUCAAGAGUGAUCGUGUGAAGACUUGAGGUAACUUAUUAGGUAAUUUAGAUAAGUAUUCUUAAAGAUGACAUUUUAACAGUUAGGGGGGAAUAACACGAAUGGUAUUAGCAAAGUUGUAAGUGAUGUAUAACUUUUGCCUCUGUGAACAUGCAUGGAUCGAUUCCUGUGUUAUCGCCAUGCAAACAUACAAAGAACUUAAUACGCAGUUGUUUGCAUGAUCAUAAUUUUAUCUCAAUAUGUGAGAAGAGUGCUUUCAGCUGCUUGAUUCUAUCCAACACCACAUGAGGAAACAGCAGUACCCGGAGACCACCUAGCUGCAUAGUGUUUGUUAGAGUCAAACUGGAAGCAUUCUUCUCACAUGUGACUGAGGUGAAAUUUAUAAUCACACAACUGUAUCAUCAUCGAAUGCCUGUUCACAGAGUUGAAACUUGAAAGACACAUAUACACUCACUGCUACGCCACUACGCUCACCAAAAACCUCAACAGAACCGUUGUAGUAUAACUCUCAAACUUACGACUUGCAAUGUAAUUAAAAUUUCAAUUAAAUAUAACGUAAUAAUUAAACUGUUAAUUAAACAAAUUUUUCCUGCUGUACUCCUUUAGUUUAAUUGUAAUACCAACUUCAAUUUAAAGACAUAUUUUGAAGAAACCCUGGAUGGCCAUACGGUCAUUAACCUAUACCCACGCUAACCCUUGAUUUGAAAAUAAUGCUCAAGUACAAAUGCGUAAUUUGAAGAAUUAGGACCGCCUAAAUCCUGUGAAACAGGAAAACAACGGAUAAACACGGCAAUCCCCAAAACUUAAUGUGCACAUUAAGGCCGCAAAAAUUUUACCGAAACUUUUUAUGGAAUAGCUGGGCUAAAAUUAAAACCAAGUAAAUUAGAAACUUAUUUAAAGAGACUAUAUAAUGAUCAUUAUUUUGUAGUUAUUGGUAUAAGGAUGAAAGGAAAUAGACUAAAAAUCAAAGUUACUUUGUGGACAAGUACCGGAACACUUUGGAUGCUUGAUCUCUAUAAGUUAACUUUUAUGCAAGGGAAGCAGUAUGCUGGGUUAAUUUUCUCACAGAUAUACGUCUCAUAUAUAUUUAAACGCGCAUCAAAAAGGCUUUUCAGUAUGUCACGAGAGGUCAGAGAGAUUCUUAAAUCCUUAAAGACCUUUUAAGAAACUGGAAAGCCAAUAUGGGUAUAUCUUUUUACGUUAUGCAUUUUUUAUCUUUAAAAGAGCUAAACACUUGUAUACUGAACUGACUAGUGUACAAGAAGCUAAAUUAUAAACUGCGAAUUCGGCUUUGUCUCUCGUUGGAGGUACAGUAGUUAGUUUACACGCUCUCAUUAGAGAGCAUUUUAGAAUUGAUAGGGCUAUGCGGUAUAUAUUAUAGUUUAGUUUCGAUGUACUAAAACUGAAUCAAACGAUCCUUACUCGACCUCUAGGGAGAACAGUUUAGAAAUUAUGUCCAGCAGAAAGUUUAUCGAGUCAGUUAAUUACAUGGCAUUCUAACUAACGACAUAUUUCUUUUUUCAGUUGCGAAGACAAAACGAAAUAAAAUGGCUCAACAAAAGACAACACGUAAAUCUGGUGAGACCAAUCUUCAUAGCAAUAUCACGCAGUCACAAUCAUUGCUGAAUGUCAACGAACUCGAGACUCGCGCCAAGGCUACGGUCAAAGAUAUCAAUGAACUGUACACCGCGUUACAGGGACUGGUACCUACAAAGAGCCCUCACAACAGACGGCACGAAAUGGAUAAGAGCAAAGUUCGCUCGGUUACUAGUGGGACUGAUACGGACACGGCCAGAUCUUCGGAGGAAUGGGACCAACCUAGACUUCGAAGGCAUCAUAGUGAGAACUAUGCAAAUAAACAAUUGAGAGACACCAAUAUGAACUUCAUCGCGGCACCAAGAAAACCUGUUUGGGAAAAACCUGUACUAGAAAAACCGGUUUUGGAAAAGACUUUAUCGGAUGAACGGCUAUUCGUCUCCGACACCGAAGUGGAGCUGAACAACACUGGCACAAAUGAACACAAAACGAUACAAAGGCAUUUUUCUUUGCCCGCUUACGAAGAAGAAGAAGAUUCUCUGAAGACUUCGAACGAAACAGAUGGCAGUACCAAACGGUCAAAAUUUUCGCUCUUCCGUCGACACCGACGGUCGAAACCUGGAAAGAAAAAAAACUCUAGUUGGAGAUCGUUUUUCUCAACGCUCAGCCUUAAGCGGAGAAAAUCGAAGAAACAUGGUAAAAAUAAAGUAGGACAUGGUAUUACUACGAAGGCGGGACAGAAUGAUGGCAUGAAAACACCGAAACAUGUAGCAAAGAAUGUAAGCGUGCCCAUAGAGGAUCGCAGCCCAAAAUCCACUCCGCGGCCUUCGAUUGAUGUAGUCGAGAAUAUCGGUAGUAACUCCGACAUUCGGAAAUCGGGAAGAAAAAGGAUGGCUCCAGAACCUCCUGUGGGGACAUCAAGUGGUAACACCGGCUUCCAACUGGAAGCAGCAAGUAUCGAACCCCGUGAGCGCUGCGAUACGUUCGGAACAAAGUCUGUUAUGGUGCAAAAGAAGUUCACUGCAUGGUACAAGCAAGCGGUCAAGGAGACUAAUAGUUCCACACUGAAGGAACCACUGCGCGCGACACGUUCCCACGAGAACCUGCUGACCGAUACUGAAAUUCUCCGUAAACGUGGCACUUUUAGUUCUGAUACGGACAGUUUUAGUGGCGGCGAUAGAAACAGGGUGCAGAAUGUACCUAGAACCAAAGUGCGAAAAACACGUGCUAGAAGAAAUCGAAGGAGAGAGCGAGCAAGGUUUCAUUCGUGUCCGAAUGUGAAGCUCGUAACUAAAGCUCUCGAUGAGGCUGAAAAGAAGGCUAAUAGCCCUCAAGUUCCGGCAGAUUUGAACGCUACUACUACAAAGGGUGACUGUACUGAUAAUGUCUCACAAACUAACCAUACAUGUAUUACAACUGUCAAACCAGUCGAAGCUAAGCUGUCGUUUGGCAGCAGUUUGGACAACAAUGAACACGUCACAGAUUUGAAAUUACAAAAUGGUCAUGCGCGAAAUUGGAUGACACGACAAUGCUCUAAAACAACCAUAGGGUGUAUACGACCAUUACAACUGAACUUGUUCUAUUCCGAGUCGCCGUCGCGCGAGACUGUGCACAGGUCACGAAAUACGAUCCACAGACCGGCGAGAGUGGAAGGGCAAGAGUCGGGCGCUGGUAACCCGCAAGAAUUUGCUUUCAAGAUCCGUCGAUCUUGGAGGAGUCGUCGAAAGCGACGUAGCUUCAAACGCGGGCAGACUAGGCUUCCUCAUCAAUCACCGUUCUAUGUCCCUCCUGUUACCCUCAACGUGAUCCAAAAAGACCAACCCGAAGAGGACUGCUCUACUAUGUCCAAAGAUUCAGGUCUCGGUUCUCCCGUUGCAACCCACGACAAACGAUUCGGUACGUUUCCAGUUAUGAAACGGGAUCAACGAUUGGCCAAACUACACUCCGAGUCGGAAGACUCCGGAUGGGCUUCGAGUCACCGACAUUUCGCGAGCACCUCCGACACUGGCAUACAGACAGACCCGGUCAUUGUCAUGACCGCUGUCUCCAAAGUUCGCCGACCUGUAUUACCUCACGUGAUUACUGAAGACAAUAGCCAAUCAGAGGCUUGAAGAUUCGGGAUUACUUCGUGUAGGUUAGAAUAUAGAGGACUUAUAAUAGUGGACUUAUAAUCUACAAUGCGAAAGCCACUUUAAUGACUUACUAAUAAGCUAAGAGUCAGGCAAUUGAUAGUACUAAGUGUCAGCCUAAUAUUAGCUUAAAUAUUAGCUAAUAUUAAACAUAAGUUAAAUAUAAGUUAAAUAUGACUAAAUAUAAACUUCGCAGUUAAAUAUAAGCAGACACAAUAUAGGAAGGCAAAUUGAGAAACUGCCCAACGCUUGUACCAUACAGUUCCCACUUAACAACUUGGGAUAAUUCACAUGCCUAGUCACUAUUCUUCCAAUAUAACAAAGCAUUUAGAACAGAUCAAAGUGAACAUGAUUAGAAUCAAUGCGGAGAAUUCUAAUACCUAGUUUAUAGUAACUAAGGCAGGUGGUUUAUCCAAAGUUGGAAAUAGGACAAAUUUGACUUAAUAGCAGUGGCGGAAUAUUGGGGGCGGUGGGGUGAAUAAGGCAGCCAACAUACGACCAACUUUUGUAGCUAAAAAUCUUCAGUUCUUAAAAUUUUUUGUCUUAAAUUUCAUGUAAUAUUUAGCUUAAUUUAUAUCCACCAAUGUUUUCAUGAUUGAAAAAUUGUUACAGCACGUAGUUAUUCAGUUAUCGUUCAAAGGCUUUAAGAAAUUAUUGGGAAGGCGGUUACCCUCUGCCCCCCAGUGUCCGUCACUGCUUAAUAAACUGUCAUCUGCAAGAAUCUCUUUUGUAUGCUAACGUGUGCAUAGCAAGUCUAUAACCACUGUGUAUAUGCCAGUCUAACGUAUCCAUAACGAAAGCACCGAACACAAACGCAAUAUGUCACGUUUUAACAUGCUAUUAGAUUCUUGUAGUCAAUGUGGACAAAUGCAAAGACAUAAAAAGUAAUGGUAAAUAAAUGUCAGUACCAGCACGCAUAUAUGUAUAUAUAACAUUACUAUUUAAUCAAAUACACCACAAAACUGUAUUUCUUCUCAGCAUGUCCGUAUUUAACUGAUAUUAUAUAAUAUUAACACAGCAAAUGUAUAUCAUAUAUAUCGUAAAUAUAUACCAAAUAUUUAAUGUACAC
This is a messenger RNA of Paramuricea clavata, 18914 nucleotides long. The record is from the annotation of a GenBank genome assembly. NCBI's taxonomy places the organism in Eukaryota, Metazoa, Cnidaria, Anthozoa, Malacalcyonacea, Plexauridae.